CCAGUGUGCGUGGUAAAAUGCUAAAGGCGGGUCUAUAUUCAAAGUUUCCUGAUAAUGCCAGUCUCAUUUCGGACUUCAAAACGUACCUCACGGACAGUCUCAGCAUCACCAACUCUCAACAGGAGGCUAACAACGUGUCACGCUUCCUGCGCUAUUUGCAGCCCAAGGGGGAUGAGCCAAAUCUGGACUUCCUCAAGAAGAGCAAAGAUACACGAGAUUACUUGACAAAACUACGACUGACAGACAUGAGCGCAGCCAACAUUCUGCUCUACAUUGAUAACAUGAUACGAUUCGUAGGCUUCCUGAAGAUAAAGCUUGAUCUGGGAAAGGAAGGCGCAGAGCUCCAGUCCAUGUGCCAAGCGUACAAGGACCUGCUGCUGUCACUGAGGAAGCCGGUUGCCAAGGCUUGUUUCCAUGCAGUGGUCACCAAGUAAGUAAAUCGAUUAUCCAAUGGCAUGCGCAGCAUUGCAGAUUGCCAGGAAAUUUUGAACGUUGCAAAGGCAGAAUUCCUGAACAUCUUCAAGAAAUUAAUGGAUGAAUCCGAUGUCUCUGAAGGUGAUAAGACGUCAUUCCGCCAUUACUGUGAAACGGUCAUGGUGUUGGGUCACUUUCAGCACCCAGGAGCUGUGGAGGGCAUGACUGUGAAAGAGUGGAAGAGUAGAAAGCAUGUUGGUGGCAGGGCUGUGAUUUGCAUCCGCCACCACAGAACACUACAGAUCGUCACACUUGCCUUGACACUGGAGGAGGAAGCUUGGUUACAGGCGUACUAUGAUAAAAUUCGCCGUGGAUACCUCAAGGAUAGUUGCAACAAGUUUUUCAUUUCAUCCCAUGGCAAACCUGUUCACAGUGUCUCACAGGAUGUCUAUCGACUCCAUAAAAGCUACAAACUCCAACCUGCCACUAGUAAUGAGAUCCGAAGGGCUGCCAAGACACAGGCAGCAGCAUUUAUGGAGAGCCAAAAGGAGGGUGUGGCACAUCAUAUGGCCCAUAACAGUUUUCUGGCCAACCAGCAUUAUCGAAUGCGAUUGCCAAAGGUUUUAUUGGCCAGAGCUCUAACGCUGGAAUCCUUGAUUGACACUUCAGAGACCUGCCCUCCACCAAGUAAGGACAACCAGCCUUCCGAGCCUACUGAAAAAGACUUUUCUAGCUUCAUCACCACAUUCCCAGUUUCCACAGAAGGCCAGCCACCAGGAAAAAGGAAGAGGGUCACUGCAGGGUUCCCAGAAACCUCCCAGUAUCUCCAGAGACAGGAACAUCUGCUGUCAAAAUACAUCCAUCAGAAACCAUCAGUCAGGAAAUUGGAUAGGCAGAUUAAGAAGCAGGGGUGGACAGCCAACCAUCCAACUCCAGAAGAGAUCCGGCAGAUGUGGAAACCAGCCUCCAAACUGUCCAUUGAGGGUGAUGCUCACACCUACAAGAAAACAAUUCAGCAGAAUUGGAAAGGCCUGGUCAUCCAAGACUUUGGUGGAUAGAAAGGGCUAAGAGUGGUUACAACCAAGCCUUUUGCUGAAGGUGCAGUUGUCUGUGAUUACCAUGGAAUCAUCACCACAGCUGCUGAGGGGAGACAAAUGAUGAGCCACAACUCAGAAGAAGACAUGCGUGGCCUGUUUUUCUUCAGAGCUGGGCAGACGGAACUCUGCAUUGAUGGCCACAGUCCAUGUGAGUGUCACGGAGCCGACACUUUUGGAAGAAGGAUCAAGCAUUCUUCGAAAAAGAGCAACCUGAAGCCACUUCACUGCGUCUUCAACACAGGAGAAGGUGAAAAGCAAGCCAUCCUCUUCAAGGCUGUGAAGGACAUUGACACAAACACUGAACUUUCUUUUGACCACGGUGCCAAGAGGAAGUUCUUCAGAGGAGAGGGCCUGGACCUGAAAUGGCUGGAUGAGUAGAAUAGUCAUGUCGAUGACAGGACUUAACAUCUUGUUGUUACAACAUCAACAGUCCCAGUGUGUAUCCCAGUACUGGAUACCUGCUGGAACUAACAAUGCAUGUACAUGUAUGUAAAUAGUUGUUAAUUGCAUUCAUUUUUUAACUCUUAAAAAAAGUGUGCAUUAAUUAUUUUGUAAAUGUUUUAUUAAAAAAGACACAUGCACACUUAUGUUAAUAGUUGCAUGAUUGAAUACAUUUUCUACUCCUAUAUUUCUUUCUUGGUUUUAUUUUGA
Molecule: messenger RNA, 2162 nt
Organism: Osmerus eperlanus (European smelt)
Lineage: Eukaryota; Metazoa; Chordata; Actinopteri; Osmeriformes; Osmeridae
Exons: 10
Coding region: 456-1472 (338 amino acids)
Source: RefSeq, a predicted model, not a curated record